AUGAAACGCCUUGUAACGGGAGCACUUGUAUUUGGUAUUGUGUUUCUGGUGGUACUAAACGACAGUAUCACCAACAAAGCGCGGUCGGAAGCCUUACGACGACAGUCGCCAUUUCCGCAGUGGAACGAACAACUGCUGCACGAUCAAGCCAAGCCACAGAGAACGGUCCACUUUCCUUUCCGCGACGGAUGCCCGCACGACUGUCACGAAUAUCGCCGGGACGGUGCUCUCAUGACCGAUGAGUAUUACCGCGUAAACUUGGAAUGGUACUUGGGGGAACCUGAGCAGUACAAUCCCCGUACAGACUGGAAACUUCAAAAGAAUUCUUCCUCUUACAGCAUGGGACUCAAUUUCCAGUGCCCCGAAUCGUUUGUACGUACCUUUCAAAAGGCAUCCCGCGAAUUGGGCGAGAAGGCAACAAAGCAACUGUCAACACCAGACCGAACUAUUUCGAUCCAUCCUCCGAAACGUAUGCAGCUCGCCCUGACCUACCUCUGUUGUUUGGAUAGCGAGGAGGCCAGUGAAGCCAUUGCUGCUAUGGAUGAGUGGCUUACCCAACGGGAUUUGUUUGACCUUGAAGUGCGAUUUGACGAAAUCCAAAGCUGGCACGAGGCUCCGAAUGCAGUUGCGACCGUUCUAGUUGCCGACCAAGCUUCGCAGCAAGCUCUCAUGCGACUCAAUCAUGAAUUGAGCCGUCAUUUGCAGCGCUCCGAUAUUCCCGUUGCUGUACCACGUGAAGACCAAAUGCCAUUUCAUGUCGCGUUGGCUGGGUUUCGCCACGGAGGCCGCGCUGAAUCGUACGACCCAUCUCUUGACAUUACGUCCCAACUUCCCACUGUCUACAAGCUUGUACAGAAGGUUUCGGACAAGUACAAGGACGUUUGGACCAAAGCUGACCGUAAAGGGAAGGUCUAUGUUUCGAAGGUUCGCAUGGCUUAUUCCACAUUUAUUAACGUCGACCGAGAGGGGAAACGCAACAAUGAACCGAGCAAUGAAAUGGUGCACGAUCAAGAUACUGAUUUACCGUUGGCAUCCAGCCUUAAGAUAAAGCGCUUGUUUGGUAUCUUGACGAUUGCCACAGCGUUUAUAAUCAUUCAGCAGAGACGAGAGAAUAGUGCGUUUCCGCAAUGGAACGAGAAGCUCAUUCAUGGUCGCGCCGAGCCACAGCGCACGCUGCAUUUUCCGUUUCGGACCGGAUGCCCGCACGAUUGCGGUGCUUAUCGUCACGUGGAGUCUAGUAGAUUCGGCUCCAUUCUCAACGACGAACAGGACUUUUACAGAGUUACCGUCGAAUGGUACUUUGGGGAACCAGAAAAAUAUAUGCCCACUGUUGAUUGGAAAGCUCAAAGGAAUUCUUCAUCGUACAAGCUGGGUAUUAAUUUUCAAUGCACGGAAUCUUUCGUCCGCACAUUCCAAGCCGCAUCUCGAGACCUCCACGACCAAGCCACAAAAUUUUUGUCGACUCCUAGCCAACCUACUACGAUACAUCCGCAAAGACGCAUGCACGUUUCACUUUCCUACUUGUGCUGCCUGAAUUCUGAAGAAGCGAAGCGUGCGAUAGCUGCAAUCGACGAUUGGACGGGAAGAGCCAAAUUUGAUAUGGAAUUACGGUUCGACGAAAUUCAAGCCUGGCACGAAUCUCCGAACUCCGUGACGACGAUCGUGCUGGUUGAUGAAGCUUCGCAGCAAACACUUAUGCGAAUUAAUCAUGACUUAAACCAGCAUCUGCAUCGCUUUGACAUUCCUAUUGCGAUCCAACGUGAGGACCAAAUGCCCUUUCACGCUACCGUUGCUGGGUUCCGGUAUGGUUCCAACGGCGAAUCCUACGACCCAACGCUCAACAUUGAACCACAACUAUCGACCAUUUACAAUUUUGUCCAUCAAGUUUCGCAGCAUGAGUUGGUGUUUUCCGAAUGGGAGAUGAAGCAUGUUUUUUUGCGCCAAAUUUCUGAUGUCAAAGUUAAUGUUGUUUCGUCUGCGGUCGUCCGUCGAUUUGGGUUGCGCUUUUCCUUUCUUUCACUGUCGGCUCCAAUUCUUUGCGAUGUUUGUUUACACACUCCGCAGAAACCAUGGGAGGACGCCUUCAUGCCGUUCGCUCGUGGCCAAACGAUGGAAGCAAACACUUCUGGUAGCACGACCGACGACGUGAUUGAUUUCCUCGUUCCGUUGCAGCAGAACGGGCAUCCUUUUGCUUCCUAUGCUGUACGAACCGACACGGAUGUCUCGUUCGGUAGAACCGUGGAAUUAUGUAUGCGUCUGACCGAAGUUGCAUCGUCUCUAUCGCCAAAGAACGCGGCUGCUGCAGAUACUUCGAGCAAGAACGAAGCUUCGACGCUUGCUCGCCGCACACUUGGACGCGUAGACUUUUUACCAGCCUUAUGGGCGGCUUGUGGGUGCAACACCAGGCCCAACCGCGAUACGGACUACGAGUUUGCCGUCAUGCCUGGCAAGAGUGAGCGUUCCUAUCCCGGAUUGGAAUGUGUCACCAUCAACGAAAUCCCGUUGAAGAAUUUGCCAAGAUUUCCUAGACGGGGGUUGGAGCUAGAAAGCAACAACGAAGAUACCGCGUUGGUAGGUUGGUGGAGGAUCAGUGCAGGAGACACGCUGUCGCUACUCCCGCCUCCUUCGCUAUUCCACAAGAAUGGAAUGAUUGAAGUCGACGACAACGAGAGUGACAAGGCAGAAAACAAAACGCAGCUUGUAUUAUUGGAACCCCUUCGGCUUCAACUCAUGAGAGGAGCUGCCACCGCCGUUUAUGAGAACAAAGCUGUAGGCGAACUACGGAUGCGUGAUACACCGAUAUCUAAAACCAAUGGACCUAGGCUCUCAUUCACGACGGAUGGAGCAUCGUUAGACCACACCGUUGUGGAAACGAAAGAGGUUCAGCGGGACAUUGAACAAUAUCAACCAGAGAGACUUCAGAAUGAUGGCGACUCAAACGAGAACAUACCACAUGCGCUGGAUCUCUCUUGGAGGAAACCCUCUACAAAGAACGACGUUACUCAGGAAAGUUUGCGUUCCGCCUCAAAAAAUAGCAGGGCUCACGAUGGAAACGACAAAAGGGAUCCAAGUCGAAUGGAGGAGGGUUUACAAGUUUUUUCUUCCGUACCGAAAGGUCCAUCGCAUCCGCCAGAGUAUUUGCAACCGAUCUCUCGAGCUACACAGGGAAUUUGA
This is a messenger RNA of Phaeodactylum tricornutum CCAP 1055/1, 3174 nucleotides long. RefSeq lists its product with no specific name. The coding region runs from base 1 to 3174 and encodes 1057 amino acids. NCBI's taxonomy places the organism in Eukaryota, Bacillariophyta, Bacillariophyceae, Surirellales, Neidiaceae. The transcript has 7 exons. The record is from RefSeq and is a predicted model, not a curated record.